This is a messenger RNA of Exophiala oligosperma, 3624 nucleotides long. RefSeq lists its product as uncharacterized. Gene Ontology annotation, biological process: proteolysis; chromatin remodeling. The transcript has 3 exons. Gene Ontology annotation, cellular component: nucleus. The coding region runs from base 1 to 3531 and encodes 1176 amino acids. Gene Ontology annotation, molecular function: histone H3K36 demethylase activity; cysteine-type peptidase activity; histone H3K9 demethylase activity. The record is from RefSeq and is a predicted model, not a curated record. NCBI's taxonomy places the organism in Eukaryota, Fungi, Ascomycota, Eurotiomycetes, Chaetothyriales, Herpotrichiellaceae.
AUGCUCAAACUUGCAUCCGACCUUAGCAGCUGGCGACCAUGGUCCAAUUCAGGCACAGGGUACGAGAAGUUCUCCAUCGAUGGCCUUACUUUUUCAGUGUUUCCGGAUCUCUCUCGGUUGUCGUUUGCAGAAGCUCAUCAGCAACGACUAAAGCAACAAGGGCCAGUGAUCAAAGGCCGCACAGUAACUCUGGCAAUAGCAGACUGGACAAAUGCAAGUGAUCCCGUACAAAGGACAACGACAGCGCAGGAUCCUUCGUGGGAGUCUUUCGAUGAGACCAUCCUCAUUGAAAAAUGCGAAGAUGUCAUAACGAAGCAUAGGGCUGUGAAAUCUGGCCCACUCGAGUAUGUAACGUGCUCGGCACAGCAUCCUCGUCGACGCUCUGCGCUGGGACUUCCGGACACCCCUCUGUCUACCAGCAGACGUCUUCUCGCCACUCACAACCACAUCCCCGGUAUCCAUUCGAGUCAGGUUCGGGUCAAUCUAGGAACAUCUUUCGUCUUCCUGCACAAGCAAGAGGUGGAUCUUCAAUCUAUUACAAUGCUCUGGAGCGGCGACCCCGUCCUUUGGAUCGUCGUCCCACCGAGGCAAGCCUCCGUCCUGGAGGGACGUCUCGCGGAGAAUCUGAAGCUUCCGCAAGCCUGCAGCCAGUUCGUCCGUCAUGCCAAUCUCCUGGUGCCACCGUCGGUGCUGUACGAGUGGGGGAUCACCUUUAGCAUUUUCCUCCAGCGACCCGGAGAGGUCGUACGAACAGACUACCUCAGCUAUCAGUGGGCAUGGAAUACCGGCUCCAAUGUCGUCGAGAGCAUCAGCUACUGUGAAGCAGAUUGGUGUCCCUCACCCAUAUAUCGACAUUGCCGGAAGUCCAGCCGCAAUUGUGGUUCGAGUCCCGUCACGGCCGAGGCCAUGGUACUCGGCCAAUAUCGUCCACUGGAUGUUUUGGAGGAAUUGGACGAAGACAUCAUCGAUCCCCAAGAUGAUGAAGUCACAACUCCAGGUCAUGAUAGUGACUCGCAGUCGGAGUCCACUGUCACCUCUCCAACGCAUGCUUCGCCUUCUGGCGACUGUCCUUCUGAUGGGAAGUCUCUGGCCAAACUGGAAAUCAAAGCAAACAAUGCUUCGUCAGGCCCUCCUGCAAAUCGACCCCUUCUUCAAGCUUGCGUCGAAAGUGAGGAUGAGGAUUCUCAGAUGAAAGACGUCGACGAUGAUCCAUCUCCUGCACAAGAACCCGAUCUGCAGAUGCCGUCCAAUGACUCGAGUCCGACCAGGACCCCAGCGGACGUACCUAUGGGCCAGGAUUCUGACGACGAUACGGAUGAGGCCGCGAGUGACGCUGCAUACUCUCAGCCAGUGUCAUCACCGAGGGAUCAGCGUUCGAUUGCCGGAAGUAUUCCAGAAUAUGCAUGGCAACCUAGGAAUGAUGAGUUCUACAUCAACACAGACUUCUUCUGCAAGAAUGCACGUCGACCGGCCCCGCUUCCGACAUUUUCCCCUGGACCACCAACAGACUCCCCGACGGGUGGCUUGGGCGACCUCUUCGUCACUAACGGUGAUGAGCCUGUAUCAUCUGAGCAAGUGGAGGCCAAAAUCCGACCUGGGUUGGAGAAAUCUGUCUGUGAGACAUCCGAUCCCUUCCAGCCGUCAUCCCCGUGGUUUCCAGCCCUGUCUGUCUCAUCUCCGGAACCCUCAGGAACAUCGCCCUCCCAUCCGACUCCCACGAAACAGUUCAGUUCUUCUGGCAGUGGUAUGUCUCCAAAUGCAAAUGCAGCAGAUGCUACGAUAAUCUCCAUCACUUCUUCACAGGCAAGCUCACCACUGUUUUCUGGAGUUGUAGGGAGCGGGCACUCGUACACUACGCCUCCUAGCACGGCUCAGACGGCUCAAGGUGUUGUUGUAGCAUUCCCGACGCUCGAUCGAAAAUUGCCAGAAGAAGAAAUGAUCCAGGAUAUCGAUGGACUGAUUGAGCUUGGAUGCCGCAACCGUGAUUCGAUUCCUUGGAUCACCACCCAUCCGGAGGCCGUUGAGCGCAUGUUGAAUACGUUUCGACCGGGCCAGUGGCUCAAUGACGAUGCGGUGAUGGAAUGCCUCUACCGUAUGGCCAUGAUCCGAGGUGAUGUGCACGUCGUGGAAUCUCAUGAUUUCAAUGCGGCCUACAUCCAGCAAAACCCGGCCAGGAUCUUUAGGUGGCAGACACCUUCGAUAGUUCUGGUUCCCGUUCAUGUCGAGCAGACCAGUCAUUGGUUUCUGGUGAGCUUGCACUUCGCCCACCGUCAACUUAUGGUACACGACCAUGAGGACGAGAGGUCCAUACCCGUGGCUCAUUUCAUCCUCUCCGGCGCACCAGAGCUCAGCGGAUGGACGGUGAGGUACAGUUUAGGUUUAAUCAAUGACGGCAAUAAUUGCGGCGUCAUUCUGCUCCACGAAGCGGACAAAAUCUUGGGACACAGGGACCCAAGCGCUCUAAAUUUCGUCGCUCUGCGAAGACGUUACAUACAAUUGAUUGUGGCUAGUCACCCUACGGAAGCUCCCCAGGUUGGCUCGCCCUUUUCCGGAGAUGCCAGCACCACCGGCCCUUCAUCUGGGGGGUUACUAAGCCCCAGCCCUGAUCCCCGAACGGAAUCGAAGCUGAAAUUCGAAGACCUGCCACCGCAGGUGAGGAUGAAGUUCCUUGCCUCCUCAAUGGGGUGCAAAGAGGUCUUAGAGGACUUCCGAGAUCUGGUCUAUAUUCUGAAAGACCAGUCACUUCGAGUCCGCAGUGACACUCAACGGACCAUGCAGCUGUACAAAUGUAGUCGAAAUCUUCGGCAAGAUGUCCUUUCCGGUCGUACCCCAUCCAACGUUACCAUUCAGAACACUCUAAGACUCUACGACACUGUCGACUCGCCUGGCCAUGCUUCAGAAGCUUUCUGCACCAGCAUCCAGGGAGGUGACCAAGAUGGCCUGCAGGUAGCGGUUCAACUGUAUACCCGAGGCCGCGGCUACACGAAGCUCAGGAGCCUGACACGAGCAUUCGGGGCGUUGUCUAUAACUUCCACAUAUCGCGCACUAAUGAGCAUCUUUCAUAACAAAUCGAGGCCAGGCGCAUCAGAGGAUGUCGAGAUGCAGUCAGGAGAUCAAACGGAGCCUGCCAAACAGGGCCAGGGGUCAGAUACGCUUACCUACAAGUACAUACUGAAAUGUACUCGACAAGAUAAAGAUCCUAAAGCCCUCCGCCGUCUCAAGAAGGCCAAUUACCGGGGCAAUUGUCUACACCAUUUUGAAGACAUCUGCGGGCGCGAACGGCCACUGUGGAUGCUACGACCGAUAAGAACGAUUCCGUGUCCCCUGGAUCCUGAUUACACAAUCAGGCCCGCCUGUUAUGAAAAUCUUAACAAACGUAAUAUUCAAACGUUGGUUGACUUGGUCAGGGACAUUAACCCUCGACUUUGGGAUUUUUUACCACGCUGUGGGCGAGGGAUUGAACGAAUGCUCGCUGGUGAAGCUGUUGAUGACGGAUUCAUCGAGGAGUUCGACAGUCUCUUCUCGGGUUAAAGGGAUUCAGCUUUACAGGCGUUUGUGUUGUCAUGGAUACCUGUGGUACAGUGUAUACAUGUAGCAGUUUCUGUCGAGUAACAAAAGUCUUCC